AUGAUUCUGGAAAUGCUGAACCCAAUGCAGUAUAACGUCACCAGCAUGGUGCCGGAAGUUGUACCCGUUGGGAUCAUGCCACUCCUGCUGCUCAUGGGCCUCUUCCUCUUGAUUUGGAAUUAUGACAAUUCAUCCUCAAUACCAGGUCCUGGCUACUGUUUGGGAAUCGGGCCCCUCAUUUCCCAUGGCAGAUUCCUGUGGAUGGGAAUUGGCAAUGCCUGUAACUACUACAACAAACUAUAUGGAGAAUUCAUGCGAGUCUGGAUUAAUGGAGAGGAAACCCUCAUUAUCAGCAAGUCCUCAAGUAUGUUCCAUGUAAUGAAGCAUAGUAACUACAUUUCCCGAUUCGGCAGCGAGCGAGGGUUGCAGUGCAUUGGUAUGCAUGAGAAAGGCAUCAUAUUUAAUAAUAAUCCAGACAUCUGGAAAGAAGUCCGACCUUUCUUUAUGAAAGCUCUGACCGGUCCGGGCCUUGUGCGCAUGGUGGCAGUUUGUGCUGAAUCCAUCGUUAGGCAUCUGGACAAGUUGGAGGAAGUCACCAACAAGAUGGGCUACAUUGACGUGUUGAACCUAAUGCGACGCAUCAUGCUGGACACCUCUAAUGUACUCUUCCUGGGAAUUCCCUUGGAUGAAAGUGACAUCGUGAAUAAAAUCCAAGGUUAUUUUAAUGCAUGGCAAGCUCUUCUUAUCAAACCAAACAUCUUCUUUAAGUUUUCUUGGCUGUACAGAAAGUAUGAAAAGUCUAUCAAGGACUUGAAAGAUGCCAUAGAUCUUUUGGUGGAAGAAAAGAGACACCAGCUUUCCACAGCAGAGAAACUGGAAGAGUGUAUGGAUUUUGCCACUGAGUUGAUUCUUGCUGAGAAACGUGGAGAGCUGACGAAAGAGAAUGUGAACCAGUGUAUACUGGAAAUGCUAAUCGCAGCACCUGAUACCAUGUCUGUCACUGUGUACUUCAUGCUGUUUCUCAUUGCAAAGCACCCUAAUGUUGAGGCAGAAAUCAUGGAGGAAAUCCAGACUGUCAUUGGUGAAAGAGACAUAAAGAUUGAUGACAUACAAAAGUUAAAAGUGGUGGAAAACUUUAUCAAUGAGAGCCUGCGCUAUCAGCCUGUCGUGGACUUGGUCAUGCGAAGAGCCUUAGAAGAUGAUGUGAUUGAUGGCUACCCAGUAAAAAAGGGGACCAACAUUAUCUUGAAUAUUGGAAGGAUGCAUAAACUGGAAUAUUUUCCCAAGCCCAAUGAAUUCACUCUUGAAAACUUUCAGAAGAAUGUUCCUUAUAGGUAUUUUCAGCCAUUUGGCUUCGGCCCCCGUAGCUGUGCGGGAAAGUACAUUGCUAUGGUAAUGAUGAAAGUCAUCCUUGUCACACUUCUGAGACGAUUCCGCGUGGAGACGCUACAAGGACGGUGUUUGGAAAAUAUACAGAAGAAAAACGAUUUGUCUUUGCACCCAGAUGAGACAACCAGUAUGCUAGAAAUGAUCUUCAUGCCAAGAAACCCAGUCAAGGGCCCUGACCACUAA
Messenger RNA from Perognathus longimembris pacificus (Pacific pocket mouse), 1512 nucleotides. Its product is annotated as aromatase. The record is from RefSeq and is a predicted model, not a curated record. The coding region runs from base 1 to 1512 and encodes 503 amino acids. The transcript is spliced from 9 exons. Gene Ontology annotation, molecular function: oxidoreductase activity, acting on paired donors, with incorporation or reduction of molecular oxygen; heme binding; iron ion binding. NCBI's taxonomy places the organism in Eukaryota, Metazoa, Chordata, Mammalia, Rodentia, Heteromyidae.